AUGAGUAUGCCUGAAAGGCAGUCCAAUGCUCCAAAACUUGCAGCUCUCGUUAACGAACGUUACAAAGGGCCUCUUGAAGUAAACCAUGAAGGCAACACAACAAAAGUUUUGGGAUUACAGUGGCUUAAAGAUAGUGAGAAAAUUGGGUUUAAUUUUGAGGAGAUAAAACCGAAAUUUCAUGCGAAGCCCGAUACAACUGACGCCUCUAAAGCAGCAUACGGAUGUUGUGUUUAUAUUCGAUUUGAAAAAGAAUCAGGUAAGAUUAAAACUGAUUUGGUACCGAGUAAAUCGCGUGUUGCUCCAACUAAGUCACAAACCAUACCUCGCUUAGAAUUAUUGGGGGCUUUAAUGUUAGCAAGACUGUUGGAUACAGUCUCCCGUGUUUUAAACAAUGCUUAUCCAAUCGAACAUAUAUUUGCAUGGAUUGAUUCUAGUGUUGUGUAUUCUUGGAUUAAAAACAGUGAUAAAAUUUAUAAACCUUUUAUACAAAAUAGAUUGACUGAGAUAAGAUUAUUAUAUGUAAAUUGCUUAAAAUUAGAUGGCACUAAUGAUAAUCCCGCCGAUAUUAGUUCCAGAGGUUCUUCGCCAUUAAAGCUCCCCACUGGGAGUCUCUGGUUUGAGGGUCCAGGUUUUCUAACUUUACCAGAAUACGAGUGGCCGCGUCUGCAAGUUGGAGACAAGUUCUUGCCGGAGUCUUCAUGUGAAGAGAAAAUUUUAUUGAAUGUUAAAUCAGAGCUCACGUGUUUAAAAAGUGACUCUGAUUGCAAGGUCCAGAAUAACAAGAAUUUUGAAGUGGAAAAAGUAAAACUUCUGCGAUGUAAAGGCCGUGUACAAAAUUCACCUUUACCAUACGACACUCGGCAUCCAGUGUUUUUACCUACACAAUGUGAGCUUUUGCCUCUUGUUUCGGAUUUACAUCGUGCUGUUGGUCAUAACAGACCACGUGACACUCUUUGUCACGUGCGAAAACAAUUUUGGAUACCGCGUCUCAGACAAGUUGUUAGAAAUUUAUUACGUAACUGCACAUUGUGUAAAAGAUACGAAAGUAAAGCGUUUACUUACCCAAGUACUUCGGCGUUACCUGAUUUUCGUUUGUCGUUGAACUUUGACUUCACAAAGAUUGGAAUCGAUUAUGCAACGUGGAUUUGUUUGGUUACUUGUGCUAGCGGUAGAGCUGUUUAUUUGGAUAUUAGUACUUAUUUGUCGGCUUCAGCUUGUGUUAAUGUUUUAAAACGUUUUGAAAAUAAAAAUGGAGCUCCGAAAGUUAUCAACUCAGACAAUGGUUCUAACUUUAUUAGUAAAGAAGUUCAACAUUUUGCAUAUCACAUGGCAUUAAGUGGUGUUUUAAUAUUGAAGCUGCGGCCUGGCAGGGUGGAUAUUUCGAAGGUUGAUUAUGAAGAGAUGUUGACUAUUUUGUCAGCAAUUGAACGCAUACUUAAUAACCGUCCUUUGACAGCAAAAUGGAAAAUAGGUCGGGUAACGGAAUUGUUGAAAAGCAAGGACGCUCGUAUACGAAAGGUAUUAGUCGCAACUAACAACAAUCGUAAAACGCUAAUUACACGCAUUUUGAACAAAUUUUAUCCCGUUAAACAGUCUGACUACGAGAAUGACAAGGAAGAUAACGACGAAAUUAAAAUUGACUUUAUAAACGAAGAUGACAUCAUCGUUUUUGGUGGGGAGUGUUCAUUAUUUAUGUAUUUUUAA
Molecule: messenger RNA, 1704 nt
Organism: Hydractinia symbiolongicarpus
Lineage: Eukaryota; Metazoa; Cnidaria; Hydrozoa; Anthoathecata; Hydractiniidae
Exons: 8
Coding region: 1-1704 (567 amino acids)
Biological process (GO): DNA integration
Molecular function (GO): nucleic acid binding
Source: RefSeq, a predicted model, not a curated record